AUGUCGACCCUUCAGCCAACAAGUGCUCAGGAGGGACCCAUCAACCAAAUGAGAAGAGCCUCGUCGGUGUUGGGACCAAUGAAUAAAAUAUUGGUCGCCAAUAGAGGUGAAAUCCCCAUUAGAAUUUUCAGAACUGCUCACGAAUUGUCUAUGCAGACUGUUGCUAUUUACUCGCAUGAAGAUAGAUUGUCAAUGCACAGGUUGAAAGCCGAUGAAUCGUAUGCCAUUGGAAAGAAGGGGCAAUAUUCACCUGUUGGAGCUUACUUGCAAAUCGAUGAAAUCAUUGACAUCGCCAAGCAUCACAACGUUAAUAUGAUUCAUCCAGGAUAUGGAUUCCUUUCUGAAAACAGUGAAUUUGCUAAAAAAGUUGAAGAAAACGGAAUCUUGUGGGUGGGUCCAAGUUACAAGACAAUUGAUGCCGUAGGUGAUAAAGUUAGUGCUAGAACUUUAGCUAUUGACAAUGGCGUUCCUGUGGUUCCAGGUACACCUGGCCCAAUUGAUAAUGUUGCCGAUGCAAGAAAGUUUGUUGAGAAAUACGGAUUCCCUGUUAUUAUAAAAGCCGCUUUUGGUGGUGGUGGAAGAGGUAUGAGAGUCGUUCGUGAGGGUGACGAUAUUGAAGACGCCUUCAAGAGAGCCACUUCUGAGGCAAAGACUGCAUUUGGUAACGGAACUUGUUUUAUUGAGAGGUUUUUGGAUAAACCGAAACACAUUGAAGUUCAAUUGUUGGCUGAUAACUACGGUAAUGUCAUACACUUGUUUGAAAGAGACUGUUCAGUCCAAAGACGACACCAAAAAGUUGUUGAAAUUGCACCAGCCAAAAACUUGCCCAAAGAAGUCAGGGAUGCCAUCUUGACCGAUGCGGUAAAGUUAGCCAAGAGUGCCAAUUAUAGAAACGCGGGUACCGCUGAAUUCUUGGUUGAUGAGCAAAACAGGCACUACUUUAUUGAAAUUAACCCUAGAAUCCAGGUUGAGCACACCAUCACAGAAGAAAUCACUGGAGUCGAUAUUGUAGCUGCUCAAAUUCAAAUUUCUGCUGGCGCUUCAUUGCAACAGUUGGGAUUAUUACAGGAUAAGAUCACCACUAGAGGUUUCGCCAUUCAGUGUAGAAUCACUACAGAAGAUCCAGCCAAAAACUUCCAGCCAGACACUGGUAAAAUUGAGGUGUACAAAUCAGCUGGUGGUAAUGGUGUGAGGUUAGAUGGUGGUAAUGGGUUUGCUGGUUCGGUCAUAUCUCCUCACUAUGAUUCCAUGUUGGUCAAAUGUUCAUGUUCUGGUUCCACAUUUGAAAUUGCCCGUAGGAAAAUGUUGCGUGCAUUGAUUGAAUUUAGAAUAAGAGGGGUCAAGACAAACAUCCCGUUCCUUUUGGCCCUUUUGACAAAUGAGACUUUCAUCAAGGGUGAUUGUUGGACAACAUUCAUUGACGAUACCCCGUCAUUGUUCCAAAUGGUUAGUUCGCAAAACAGAGCCACCAAGUUGUUGUCAUACUUGGCUGAUCUUUACGUCAAUGGAUCAUCGAUUAAAGGACAGAUUGGAUACCCUAAAUUGAAUGAUGAAGCAUUGAUUCCAGUGUUGCACGACCCAAAGACUGGAAUUCCAAUUGAUGUUACACAUACACCACCUCCACGUGGAUGGAGACAAGUGUUGUUGGAAGAAGGACCGGAUGCUUUUGCUAAAAAGGUUAGAGAAUUUAAUGGUACUUUGCUCACCGAUACGACUUGGAGAGAUGCGCACCAAUCUUUGCUAGCAACCAGAGUUAGAACUAUUGACUUGUUAAACAUUGCUCCAACCACUGCAUUUGCUUUGAAUGGUGCUUUUUCGCUUGAAUGUUGGGGUGGUGCCACUUUUGACGUCUGUAUGAGGUUCCUUUAUGAAGAUCCAUGGGAUAGAUUGAGGAAAUUGAGGGCUUUAGUGCCAAACAUCCCAUUCCAAAUGUUAUUGCGUGGUGCUAAUGGUGUUGCAUAUUCUUCGUUGCCCGAUAACGCAAUUGACCAAUUUGUCAAAGAGGCCAAGGACAACGGAGUUGAUAUCUUCCGUGUCUUUGAUGCAUUGAAUGAUUUAGAACAGUUGAAAGUUGGUAUUGAUGCUGUCAAGAAAGCUGGCGGUGUUGUUGAAGCCACUGUUUGUUAUUCUGGUGACAUGUUGAAGCCAGGAAAGAAGUACAACUUGGAAUACUACUUGUCGGUUGUUGAUGAGAUUGUCAAAAUGGGCACUCAUUUCUUGGGUAUCAAAGAUAUGGCUGGUACUUUGAAGCCAGCAGCAGCCAGGUUGUUAGUGGGUGAGAUUAGAAAACGUUACCCAGAGUUGGCAAUCCAUGUUCACACACAUGAUUCAGCUGGUACUGGUGUGGCUUCAAUGACUGAGUGUGCAAAGGCUGGUGCUGAUGUUGUUGACGCUGCUUCAAACUCGAUGUCUGGUUUAACUUCACAACCAUCAAUCAGUGCCAUCUUGGCCUCGUUUGAGGGUUCUAUCAACACUGGAUUAUCCGAAUCAUUAGUUAGAGAGUUGGACAACUAUUGGGCCCAAAUGAGAUUAUUAUACUCUUGCUUCGAGGCCGAUUUGAAGGGACCUGAUCCAGAAGUUUACUCACACGAAAUCCCUGGUGGACAAUUGACCAAUUUGUUAUUCCAAGCACAACAAUUGGGUUUGGGUGAGAAAUGGUUGCAAACAAAGGAAACUUAUAAAGUUGCCAACAAGAUCCUUGGGGACUUGGUCAAGGUGACUCCAACAUCGAAAGUUGUUGGGGACUUGGCUCAAUUUAUGGUGAGUAACUCCUUAACCGAAGAAGAUGUCAACCGUCUUGCUUCCGAAUUGGAUUUCCCUGAUUCGGUACUCGACUUUAUGGAAGGGUUGAUAGGUAAGCCAUAUGGUGGAUUCCCUGAACCUUUGCGUACCAACAUUUUGGGCAAUAAGCGCCAAAAAUUGGACAAGCGUCCAGGAUUGUACUUGCAACCAGUUGAUUUUGCUGGUAUUAGAAAAGAGUUGACCUCAAGAUAUGGAUCCCAAGUUAAUGAAACUGAUGUUGCUUCGUACGUUAUGUACCCCAAAGUAUUUGAAGCUUUUAGAAAACAGGUUGAAAAGUACGGUGAUUUGAGUGUGUUGCCAACAAGAUUUUUCCUCAAACCGGCAAACAUUGGUGAAGAAAUUGUUGUUGAUAUUGAAAAGGGUAAGACCUUGAUCAUCAAGUUGUUGGCAGUGGGUGAAAUUUCAGAAAAGACUGGUACCCGUGAAGUAUUUUUCGAAUUGAAUGGUGAAAUGAGAUCCGUAUCGGUGGAAGAUAACACCGUUUCGGUUGAAACCAAAACAAGACCAAAAGCUUCCGCGCCUAAUGAUGUGGGUGCACCAAUGGCUGGUGUUGUUAUUGAGGUCAGAACCCACAAGCACCAAGAAGUUAAGAAAGGUGAUCCAAUUGCCGUGUUGUCGGCCAUGAAGAUGGAGAUGGUGAUUAGUGCACCUGUGAGUGGACUUGUCGAUGAUUUAUUGGUGAGAGAAGGCGAUUCUGUUGAUGCUAAUGAUUUGAUCACUAGCAUUUUAAAGGCCUGA
This is a messenger RNA of Lodderomyces margitis, 3540 nucleotides long. It is a transcript of the gene PYC2, whose product is annotated as pyruvate carboxylase 2. Gene Ontology annotation, biological process: pyruvate metabolic process; gluconeogenesis. Gene Ontology annotation, molecular function: metal ion binding; ATP binding; pyruvate carboxylase activity. The record is from RefSeq and is a predicted model, not a curated record. The transcript has a single exon. Bases 1 to 3540 code for a protein of 1179 amino acids. Gene Ontology annotation, cellular component: cytoplasm. Lineage: Eukaryota; Fungi; Ascomycota; Pichiomycetes; Serinales; Debaryomycetaceae.